Salmo salar (Atlantic salmon) is the source of this 4227-nucleotide messenger RNA. RefSeq names its product RELT TNF receptor (gene relt). Gene Ontology annotation, biological process: apoptotic process. Lineage: Eukaryota; Metazoa; Chordata; Actinopteri; Salmoniformes; Salmonidae. The record is from RefSeq and is a predicted model, not a curated record.
GUUCAGAUUCCACCCGUGACACUAACACCACCACAGUGACUGUAAGUUCUCUGUACCAACACAGUGUAUAGUACUGGAAGAUCCAUGGAUGAAAUGGGCUUUAUACAAACCAUUCUCACACACAGCCAAGUCUACAUCUCUGAUGAAUGACCCUCAUUUGUGUGUUCGUACGAGGGGGCUGGGAAUUAAUGUCUUCGCUCACACACUGGAAUGAAUGAAGACACACGACCAUUUGAAACAUGUUGCGCAAUAGGCUCUCUGUCUGCCAGAAGAAUGAGAUUUUGAUAGUGUGUCAUAGACUAACUCUCACUCACUGUCACUCACUCUCACUCACUCAGUCAGACCAGUGGAACAUUUCAGAGAUUGAGAAUAUUAGGUUUUCACAAUCAGUGGAAAAGUUUAGGUAUUGAGUAAGAAUGUUAGGUUUUCACAAUCAUCUACUGUUUAAUAGAAUAAUGUUAACUUUAUUAGAAUCUUCUCUUUAAGAGACUGUGUGUGUUGGGGGGGGGAGGCUAUUUCAGGCUAUUUCUAUUUCAGGCUAUUUCUCGAAAUGCUGCACCUGCAGGUUGAAGGAGGGAAUGUGAAUUAAAUCUCAAUCAUGGAGGGAGAGAGAAUGAGGACAGUGAAUUUGCAUCCCAUCCUUUUAGAAGGCAUUAUCUAAACCCUCUGAUGGUCAUGACAAGCUCUUUGACUUACACUGAACUUAAAUAUAAACGCAACAUGUAAAGUGUUGGUCCCAUGUUUCAUGAGCUGAAAUAAAAGAUCCCAGAAAUAUUCCAUACGCUCCAAAUGUGUGCAUAAAUUUGGUUACAUCCCUGUUAGUGAGUAUUUAUCCUUUGCCAAGAUAAUCCAUCCAACUGACAGGUGUGGCAUAUCAAGAAGCUGAUUAAACAGCAUGAUCAUUACACAGGUGCACCUUGUGCUGGGGACAAAAGGCCACUCUAAAAUGUGCAGUUUUGUCACAACACAAUGCCACAGAUGUCUAAAGUUUUUAGGGAGCGUGCAAUUGGCAUGCUGACUGCAGGAAUGUCUAACAGAGCUGUUUCCAGAUCAUUUUGUUUUUCUCUACUAUAAGCCGCCUCCAACGUCAUUUUAGAGAAUUUGGCAGUACGUCCAACCGGCCUCAUAACCGCAGACCACGUGUAACCACGCCAGCCCAGGACCUCCACAUCUGGCUUCUUCACCUGCGGUAUCGUCUGAGACCAGCCACCCGGACAGCUGAUGAAACUCGGGGUUUGCACAACCAAAGAAUUUCUGCAGAAACUGUCCAAAACCAUGUUAGGGAAGCUGAUCUACGUGCUGAUCCUCACCAGGGUCUUGACCUGACUCCAGUUCAGCGUCAUAACCGACUUCAGUGGGCAAAUGGCCACUGGCACGCUGGAGAAGUGUGCUCUUCACGGAUGAAUCCCAGUUUCAACUACCGGGCAGGUGGCGUGAAGUGGUUUGCUGAUGUCAACGUUGUGAAGGAAGUGGUCCAUGGUGUUGGUGGGGUUAUGGUAUGGGCAGGCCCUAACAAAAACAUUUUUUAGGGUGGAUUUUUAUCGAUGGUGAUUUGGAUGCACAGAGAUACCAUGACGAGAUCCUGAGGCCCAUUGUCGUGCCAUUCAUCCUCCUCCAUCACUUCAUGUUUCAGCAUGUUAAUGCACGGCCCCAUGUCACAAGGAUCUGUACACAAUUCCUGGAAGCUGACAAUGUCCCAUUAGGGCCUAAUGAAUUUAUUUCUAUUGAUGUUUUUUUUCUAUUAUGAAUUGUAACUCAGUAAAAUUGUUGCAUUUAUGUUUUUGUUCAGGCCCAGUGUCAUGUACAGUGCAAGCAUUCUUUUUCAAUAGUCUACCCCCAAUAAAGGACAUGCAGUUUUGUUUCCAUCAUAUAUUUUCAACUUUGUGUUGAUUUUGCAGACGUUAUGGCAAAGACAUUCUUGAUAUUUAAUCAAGCCCUUUAGUAGUCUGGUACAAGCAGCUUAUAGGCCAAGUCAGUAAGGUUAGUAAAGUCAGGUGGCCAGGUGUUUGGAAACUAUGUUUGCGAGCAAUGUCGUCAUAACAAAGCUUUAGGCGCCCCGAUGAUUCGCGAGCAGCCUGUUAUGAGGUUAGGCGGGUGAAUCCCGACAGAUGGCUCCCGGUCCCGUUAACUCACCGGCGUUGCCGUCCCGGUGCGCGCGGAUUCCCCGCAUUUAAUCGUGAUGAGUUCAGCAGCAGCAGAGGAGGCGCGCGGAAAGAAAACAUGGGCUCACUCCACUCGGGUUUCAGCCGGUGACGUAGCGGCCUGUGAAAUCACCAAGAGAGUUUACUGUAUUUACAUUUCUGGAUCACAGAGAGCUCACGAGGGGUAGGCCUACUUCCUACCGGCAUUUUCUUUUCAUGUUUUUAAAACAUCCCUUAUAUAUAUGCAGUAUGCGGAUAUCUGACCAUGAUCUUCCCAGACCACUGAUUUAGCCCUAUUUAUCAGCUAAUCUGAUCAUAUGUUCAGAGAAGAAUACCUGGAAGAAGAUGAUGAACCACCUUUGCAGCUCAGCUCUUGUCCUUCUCACGGUGUUUUGCUCUGGAGGGACUGUAGCCGUGCAGUGUCCCUGGGGGGAGGGGUGUGUGUGUCUGGAGUGCCCCAGUGGCCAGGAGCCAAUCAAGGCUUGCGGGCAGGUCAAGGGACCAGGCGAGGUGGUGCAAUGUCAGUCUUGUCCAGCGGGCACGUUUUCGGACGGCUAUGACUCUGAUCAAUGCCACCCACACUCCUCCUGCGGGGUCCUCAACAAAAAGGUUGUGACCUCUGGUACAUCACACUCUGAUGCUGUCUGCGGAGACUGUCUGUCUGGGUUCCAGCCCACUGCUGGGAAGACAGCCUCCACCCUGGCCUGUGUGAGAGCUCCCCCUUAUCUCUCCCCAACCCCCCCUGCCCAGUCUACCCACGUGCGUGCGGUGCGUACGGUAGGUAAGGGUGUGGCGGGCAGUGGCGGCCUGCCGGUGAACGGUACAGCAGUGCGGAGCCCGGAGGAGAAGAGUACAGAGUAUGCGGUGUUUGUCCUGGUGCCAAUCUUCUGUGUGAUGGGACUCCUGGGGAUCCUCAUCUGUAAUAUCCUCAAGAAGAAAGGAUACAACUGUACUGCUGAGAAGGAGGGGGGAGACGAGGAGAAUGCCACACCACAGAAAGAGGGUACCGGUUGUCCCUACAUCGUAGACGACCCUAAUGAAGACACCAUCAGUGUUCUGGUACGCCUCAUCACAGAGAAGAAAGAGAAUGCUGCUGCCCUGGAGGAGCUGCUACUGGAGUACGAGAGUAAACAGAUGGACAUCAGCAAAGCCUCCUCAAUCAAGUUUCCGGUGCUGUCUCCUCUGACUCAGUUCCUCUCCCUGCCCAGACUGUGUCCUCACCAGUCUCACCUCCACACCAUCUCUGGUCUGUCUGGUCUGUCUGGCCCCCGACACGGCUACUGUUGCUCCCGCUGUGCCCAGAAGAAAUGGCCCCCCAUCCUCCUCGGCCCCCUCAAACCCCCACAGUCCCUCCUGUUACCCCCUCUGGACCUCCAGUCCCUCCAGAUGACCCCUCUCCUGCCCACCGUGGACACACACCACCCCACCCCUAAGAUCUCCCAGACCCCCAGCCCUGGGUCAGAGUCCCUCCCUGAGGGGGAGUGCAGUAUGCCUGGGAAGGUAACCCGGUCUGUUGGGAGGUUUCAGGUGGCUCAGAUUCAGGAGCAGAGGCCUGGUUCCAUGGAGCUGACAUUCCGACCAGAGUCUAGUGACUCAAACUCAGUGGAGGACGCUUCUCUGCUGGGGGGGAACAAGUCAUCCUCACCACCAUCCUCGUCUUCAUCUUCAUCAGCUGCCAGGGGUACAUAGGAGGUUAACAGCUAAACAUUCGCAGGGAUGAAUGCUGGGUAAAAAAUAACUCUACCUCGCUGAGCGAUGGAUGUGAUGGGAUUCCAAAAUGGUGACCAGAGAGGUUGAUUAUCCUCUUUGUUGGGAUUUGGGAAGUUAGCCUGGGUGCUUGCUGGGAAGUUAGCCUGGAUGCCAGACACAGGGAAACCCUCAUAUUUAUAACACAAUCAACUUGUAUUUUAUCCUAUUGUUGAGAAAUAAUCCUCUGUCUUUAGAGGCAGGGAGGAAAAGAGAGAAGGAACAGACUAUUAAUUAACCCAGCCGUGUUGUUGUGCUCCCAUAAGACUCUGGACAGGUUGGAGGACCUUAACACUUUCUGCACUUGAUACUGCAAUACACACACACACACACACACACA